AGCGUUGCUUCCGUCACCCGCGAAUCGUUUUUCGUUUCCCAUCUGGCUCGCUCGUUCGCUUCCCCCGUACCAGGCGGCGGCGUGAAUCGGGGACACGGGGGCGGCCCAGGCUGAACCGCGGGCGGUGGCGGAUCGGCGGCGGCGGCGGCGGCGUCUUUCCAGGACUUUGUCUGUCUAAGCCAAAUUAGUGCAUUGCAGAGAGAAAAAUGGUCAUGGAGUUGAUAAAUGCUAACCCUGUGGUACAUGAGAGAAAAGAGAGACACACCAGACAAGCACCUGAAAGCACAGAUGAAAGUGCAGUGGAGCUCAUAGACCAGCUAGAAAUAUUUGAUAUCCUUUUUAUUGUCUUCCCUCAUAUUAGAGAUAUAAAGGACCCUGAGCACCCAUACUCAUUGGAAGAGCUUAAUGUGGUAACUGAAGACUCGGUCGAAAUCAGUAAUGAACUCAGUCAUGUCAGGGUCACUUUCACCCCAACAGUGGAGCAUUGCAGUAUGGCAACUCUUAUUGGCCUUUGCUUACGUGUGAAGCUCAUGCGGAGUCUUCCUCCUCAUUACAAGGUGGACAUAAGGGUGGCGCCUGGAUCACAUGCAACUGAAGCUGCAUUGAACAAGCAACUGAACGACAAAGAACGUGUUGCGGCUGCAUUGGAAAACUCAAACCUGCUGGAUACAGUUGAGGAGUGCCUGUCGCCAACUCUUGGUUGAGACGUGAAUUAAAACUGGAAUUGCCAAUGCGUUGAUGUGCUUACAGACUACCGUAGAUUAAUUUCAUCCGAGAUAAAUACCUUGGAUGGUGCAGGUCGUGUGCAUGAACUUUUGGUGCCCUGCGCCUUUCUGUAAGAAUGUUGCUGCUGCUUCAGCUCUUAUAUCAUAAUCUGUCUGCCGUUUUCCAUUUUC
This is a messenger RNA of Lolium perenne, 896 nucleotides long. Its product is annotated as protein AE7. The record is from RefSeq and is a predicted model, not a curated record. NCBI's taxonomy places the organism in Eukaryota, Viridiplantae, Streptophyta, Magnoliopsida, Poales, Poaceae.